Fusarium coffeatum is the source of this 3315-nucleotide messenger RNA. RefSeq lists its product as uncharacterized. The coding region runs from base 1 to 3315 and encodes 1104 amino acids. Lineage: Eukaryota; Fungi; Ascomycota; Sordariomycetes; Hypocreales; Nectriaceae. Gene Ontology annotation, biological process: rRNA processing; tRNA export from nucleus. Gene Ontology annotation, cellular component: CURI complex; UTP-C complex; small-subunit processome. The transcript is spliced from 2 exons. The record is from RefSeq and is a predicted model, not a curated record.
AUGGAGUCAAGUUCGAAACGCCGCAAAAUCGACCAUGCUGGGUCUGGACUAAGACAUGAUGCUCUUAUCGAUUUUGAGGCUCGUAGCUCUGCCCGUGUCUCAACCGCUAGCACAUUCGUGCUCCAAACCGACGAGCUGCUCAAGGAAGCCAAACUCGACUAUGGAAAGGCAUUGAAGGGAGUCGAUGAAAAUCUGCACAAACUGAAGGAGGCCAUCGAUACUGCGGAACCCCAUGGCCCUGAACUUAUCACCCAAGUCACCACCCGCUUUGAGAAGAAGCAUCGCAUCGUCAUUCCCUACCCCGAUCCGAAGCCCGCAAAAGAUGCGCCCUACAAGCUAUCUUUCGAGAAGCCAGCUUCGUACAACGUCGUCGGCAGUUACGUUGCUAAGACCAUGAUCAAGUCCCAGGCGCAUUUCGGAAUUGAUAUGGUAGUCCAAAUGCCCAAGACCAUGUUCCAGGAGAAGGACUUUACAAGCAUGCGAUACUUUUACCGAAGAGCCUACUAUAUCGCCUACAUCGCCGCCAGCGUCAAGAAAGAGUUGGAAGAUUCGAUGGACAUCGGUUUCGAAUACCUUAACGAGAACCCCCUUCUGCCUGUGCUCGCACUUCGACCUAAGCCCGAAGAGGAUGACGAGGAUAACAAGGACACUAAGGGAAAGCCAUCCAAGAAGAAGGCAAAGGUCGCCAAGUCCCCGUAUACUAUUCGACUCAUCCCCUGCGCGCCUGAGGGUCUCUUCCCCAAGACCAAGUUGCUUCCCACCUCCAACAACAACCGAAGUGGAGAGACCGACGACAAGAAAACAAAGUCCGGCACCCCUUUCUACAACUCUACUCUGAAGGCUGAGGAGGCUUUCAUUUCUUACUUGCGCGUCCUUACACACGCCAAGAAUGAAUGUCCAGCUUUGACUGAUGCCUGUGUCCUGGGAAGAAUCUGGCUGCAACAGAGGGGCUUUGGCAGUUCUGUGUCGCAAGGUGGUUUUGGUCACUUCGAAUGGUCUGUCAUGAUCGCCCUGUUGCUCCAGAUGGGUGGACGUAAUGGCCAGGCAAUGCUUUCCAACUCUCUCAGCAGUACCGAACUCUUCAAGGCUGCCGUGCAAUUCCUCUCAACCACCGACUUCAACGAAAAGCCAUUUGUGUUUGGUUCCUCGAAGAUCAACGCCGAUACCGUCAAAGAAGCUGGCCCUGUUAUGUACGAUCCCAUCCGAGAACUCAAUGUGCUCUACAAGAUGAACCCCUGGUCUGCCAGCCUCCUUCAGAUGCACGCCAAAUCUACUACCGACAACCUCGCCGACGAAGCCGCCGACAAGUUUGCCCCGACUUUCAUCAUCAAGUCAGAUGCGCCUCUUCAAACAUUCGACGCCAUUUUCGAGGUCAAGAGUCAGUAUGUGAAGCCCUCAGACUCUCCCGACCGCAGGGGAGCGGCUUGGGAAUUCAGCUUGGAAGCCCACAAGGUACUCGCGAAGGCGUUUGGUAACCGAUCUCAUCUUGUGCACUUCCAGUUGCCUUCAAAGGCAGGAUGGAAACUGGGCUCUGCACCGUCCUCAGAUGCUGGCAAGGUUCAGUUUGGUGUUAUGUUUGAGUUUGCCCAGAUGGCUCGUCAAAUGGAGCAUGGUCCUGCCGCUGAGGAACAAGAGGAAGCAGCAAAGUUCCGACGAUUCUGGGGUGAGAAGGCUGAGUUGCGUCGCUUCAAGGACGGAAGUAUUCUCGAGUGUGUCGAGUGGUCAAGCAAAGUGCCAUUCCAGAUUUGCGAAGAGAUUGCUGAACACACGUUGAAACGACACCUCAAGGUCGAGAGCGGAGCAAUCACUGCCUAUGGUGCGGGCUUCUCCAACAUCGUCACCUUCACACAUAUGGAUAAGGAGGCUUUUGACGCUGCCCGCCGAGCUUUCCAAACUCUCGAAUACGACAUCCGAAAUCUUGAAGACCUUCCAUUGCAGAUCCGACAACUCGCGGCAGUAUCGCCAGCUGCCAGAUAUGCUUCGGUUGAUGCUCCUAGACCCGGCUUCCACACAGGCACCAUCGAGCCUAUAGAUGUCAAUCUCUACUUCGAGGCCUCGGGUCGAUGGCCGGAGAACUUGGUCGCCAUCCAGGAGACCAAGAUCGAGUUUCUGCUUGAUUUCGACAGACGACUCAAAGCGACCAAGGAGAACAUCACAACCCACCUUGGCCGAGAAAACAAGGAGAUCGGAAUCGAGAACUUGGCUUACCUCGAUAUCGUGUAUGAUACCGGUGCAGCAUUCCGAUUAAGGAUCCACGCCGACCUAGAGGACAUAUUGCUUGAGAGACAGAUCAAGAAUAAGACUCUUGAUCCUCGUAUCCGUGAGGACUCUGAAGCAGCACUCGCCAGAACCAAGUGGCUCUUUGAGACCCUGCCAAUUCAUACACAAACUAUUGCAACCUUCUGCACAAGACUACACCCUCUGUCCCAGACCAUUCGCUUGGUCAAGCAUUGGUUCAACGCCCACAAGCUCUCAAGUCACAUUAGCGAAGAGCUUAUUGAGCUCUUUGUCCUGAGUGUCUUUCUACAACCCUACCCUUGGCGUGCACCCACAAGUGCUUCAACUGGUUUCUUGCGCGUCCUGACCUUCCUGUCCCGCUGGGACUGGCGCGAUGAGCCCUUGAUUGUCGACUCAGCUGAGGAGUUGACGGACGAUGAUCGCCACAACAUCCGCAAAGAGCUUGAGGGUUGGCGUAAAAAGGACCCUAACAUGAACCAUACUGUUAUGUUUGUUGCCACUUCGGUCGAUACGUCUGGUCUGGCGUACACUCGCAAUGGCCCUUCCAAGCUCAUUGCUUCGCGCAUGACUCGAUUGGCCAAGGCUGCUUGCAAGGUUGUCAAAGACAGUGGCUACGGCAUCGAUGCGAUUGAGCUCUUUGAAACAUCUCUCGAAGACUACGAUGUUCUCUUCCACCUUUCUCGCAAGGCCAUCCGCUCUAUCCUUCGAGAGGCAGCCUGCGAUCCUUCUGCCCACCGCCGUUCCCAGUUCAAGAACCUUGAUGAUAGAACAGGUCGCGCACCUCUCCCCAUCCGCGCUCACCCUGUCGAAAUCUUUAUGCAAGAGCUGCAGCGCAUCUACGAGGAUACACUUGUGUUCUUCAGGGGAACUAACAACGGUGAAGAGGACGAUGCUGUUAUUGGUGCUAUCUGGAACCCAAAGCUUCAGCAGCAGAAGUUCCGAGCAGGUCUACCUUACAACUUCCACAAGGUCGCGGGUGAGGACGACGAUGUUGUGGUGGUGAACCGAAAAGCUGUGUUAGCAGAGAUUUCAAGAAUUGGUGGUGAUAUGAUUAGGAAGAUCGAAGAGGUGGAGUAA